CAGGUUGGUUGGUGCUUCAGCGUUCCGAACCCUGAGAUCCCCAAUUUUCCCGUGGAGCCAUACCUAGAACAAAUCAAAUCGGAGAUGGACGCGUUCAGACCUCAUGUCAUUGUGGGUGCCUCCAAAGGUGGCGUGUACAUCAUCGGCCUGUGGCGACGUGGCUAUUGGAGAGGGCCGACGGUGCUCAUCAAUGCGCAUCCAACUUGUCGUCAAUUGCCACAGGAAUCGAAUGUUGCGAUUGCUGUGGGCUCCAAUGACGAGGUGUAUCCCAUCAGUCGACAUGACUUGGAGGCGAUCUUGAACACGGGUGGCAUGAACAAGACCUUCCUCUACUUCACCUGCGACAGUGGUCGCUUACCCUCCGGGCAGAUCAGUCGCCAAGGGGACACCCACAAUCAGGAGUCCCUGCUGCACCAUGACGUGCUGCCGCGGCUCAUUGACUCAGUGCUGUGUCCGGAGGGGCCGGAGAUGCACUUCAUUCGCACCUGGAAAGAGAGGCUGUCAAUAGAGCGCAACAAUGCUGAGCUGUGGCUAGGCUUCAGCCCUGAGCAGAUCAUGCGACUCUGGUCCACCAACGGCCAUGGGCAACAUCUCUUCGAUGUUCAUCCGGGGACUGAGGAGUAUCGCAUGGUCUCAGCUUGUUUCAAGGCAUUACCCAUGGAACAGCAAGCCUACAUUCUCUCACCACCUGAGACAUGGUAUCCCGUGCGAGCGCUGCGCAUUCAACGUGUGGAGAACGGGCCGCAGGGGGAUGCCUCCUGGAAGCCGUACUACAAAUCCCUGGUGAGGUCUUUGGAAGAUCAGGGUGUGGAGUUUGAAGCCGGAACGCACACGUGCUGGGCAUUCCAUGGCUGCAACAAUGAAGCCCUGGAGUGCUUUGACGGUGGUGUUCUGAAC
Cladocopium goreaui is the source of this 897-nucleotide messenger RNA. Lineage: Eukaryota; Dinophyceae; Suessiales; Symbiodiniaceae. The record is from the annotation of a GenBank genome assembly.